AUGUUUUUAACAAGAUCAGAAUACGAUAGAGGUGUUAACACUUUUUCACCAGAAGGUAGAUUAUUUCAAGUAGAGUAUGCACUUGAAGCUAUUAAGCUUGGUAUUGGUGUUCAAUGUGAAGAAGGUGUUGUUUUAGCAGUAGAAAAGCGUCUUACAUCACCACUUUUAGAACCAUCAUCAAUUCAAAAAGUUGUAGAAAUUGAUUAUCAUUUAAUUUGUGCUCUUUCAGGUUUAACAGCUGAUUCAAGAACUAUUAUAGAUCAUGCUAGAAUUGAAACUCAAAACCAUAGAUUUAAUUAUGAUGAACCAAUGGGUGUAGAAUCAUGUGUACAAUCAAUUUGUGAUUUAGCUUUAAGAUUUGGUGAAAAUAGAUCAUCAGGUGAAGAAAGAAUGAGUAGACCAUUUGGUGUUGCAUUAUUAAUAGCAGGUGUUGACGAAAAAGGACCAUCAUUAUAUUAUUCAGAUCCAUCAGGUACAUUUACACAAUUUAAUGCUAAAGCAAUUGGCGCCGGUUCAGAAGGUGCUCAAACAACACUCCAAGAAAAAUAUUCAAAAACUCUUACUUUACAAGAAUGCCAAAAACUUGCAUUAACAACUUUAAAACAAGUCAUGGAGGAAGCCAUCACCACCACAAAUGUUGAAAUUGCAGUUAUUACUAAAGCAGAAGGCAAAUUUAAAAUUUAUGAUAAAGAAGAACUUGCUGCUGUUAUUGCAACUUUAACUGAAUAAAUAAUAUUAAUCAUUUUUAAAACAAAAACAAAAGACACAACAAUAACAAUAACAGUAACAAUAACAUCAACCCCUUUUUUUUUAUUUUUAUUAUUUAUAUUCACACACCCUUUUUUUUUUUUUCAAAAAUAAAUUUUUUAAAAAACCACACACAUCAAUCAAACCAAAUCCAACCAAAAAUUAUGUUUACAUUUAAAAAUAAAAAUAUAACAACGAAAAAUUUGUUUUCAUUAUUUAUUU
Molecule: messenger RNA, 969 nt
Organism: Dictyostelium purpureum
Lineage: Eukaryota; Evosea; Eumycetozoa; Dictyosteliales; Dictyosteliaceae
Product: proteasome subunit alpha type 5
Exons: 3
Coding region: 1-729 (242 amino acids)
Biological process (GO): proteasome-mediated ubiquitin-dependent protein catabolic process
Cellular component (GO): proteasome core complex, alpha-subunit complex; proteasome core complex; nucleus
Source: RefSeq, a predicted model, not a curated record